AAUCGGUACAAUACUCUCUCUCGUCUCUGUAAAAGAAUCCCUAGCUCGUAAAUCCAUCUUCCACUCUAUCUCUCUCUCAAAAUGGCCCAAAACCGUAAGUCUGACCAUGACCCACCUCAUAACUCAGACUCUGAAGAAGAAGAAGAGAACGAAGGAGAAGGGUCAUCCGAAGAACAAGAGGAGUCUGAAUCAGAAGAGCAACAACAACCCAAACCUUCGGCACCCACGCCUCUAGUUACCAAAAAGCCAUCAGCUCCGAAAAAACCAGAACAACCUUCUCAAACCCCUUCAAAACUCCAGUCUUCUUCUUCUUCCUCCUCUUCCGAAUCUGAAUCGGAAUCGGAAUCGGACAUUCCGCCGGAGAAGUCUAGAAAAGCUGACCCAAAUAUCAAACCCAUUGCUUCAAAGCCCAUGGAUGAGUCAAGCAAACCCACUAAAAAGCCGAGAUCCAAACCUAGUUUGCCACCCAGUUCCCCAACUUCGGCGAAACCCGCCAAAAGGCCGGCGGGGAGUGUAGUCAAGGAGUCGAAAAGAGCGAAACAAAAAGUGGAUUCCAAUAAUGGUGAUUCGGAGAAGAAGAUUUCCAGUGUGACUCAGGAUGAUUCGAAGAAGCAGUUGUUUCAGAGACUGUGGAGUGAAGACGAUGAGAUUGUGAUUGUGAAGGGUGUGAUCGAGUACAUGGCGAAGAAAGGGGCUGACCCAGUUGCGGACAUGAUUGCAUUCCAUGAGUUUAUUAGAAAAUCUUUACAUGUCGAUGUGACCAAGACCCAGUUGUCUGAUAAGGUUAGGAGGUUGAGGAAGAAGUACGAGAACAAUGCUAGCAAAGAGGAGGAGGGAAAAGAGCGGAAUUUUGCGAAACCCCACGAGCAGAAAUUGUAUGAAUUGUCGAAAAAAAUUUGGGGUGGUGAGGGUAAUAGUGUAGCAAUCGAGAAUUCUUCCAAAAUUAAUGGGACUGCAAGAAGGAAUCAGAGCCAAAGAGGUAAGGCCUCGAUGGCUACUCCUAAAGUGGAGGAGAAAAAAGUGAAUGACACUCUGUUGUCUGAUGGGCAGAAAAAUGUGGAAAAGAUGGAGGUUGAGCACAAUGAGGCGCCUUUGUGGUCGCUUUUGAGUUGCAGAGGGAUUGGGGAUAGGGCUCUGGAAGAGGAGAUCGUAAAUAGUGGAUUGGAGUUGAUUAAGGGGCCGAAGAAGGUUGAGUUGGAGGAGAGGUGGAAGAAGCUUCAUGUUGAGAGUGUUGAGCUUUACUUGAAGCGUGCAGAGUUGAUUUGCGAGCAGACAAAGAUGGUAUUGGAAGCACUGAAGUCAGGGCAUUAGGUAAUUUCUGGUUAUUAAGUUGGUGAUGGAUAAUAUUGAGGACAAGAAUGGUAAAGUAACUUUUGUUUUUGUUUAUAGGAGCCCAUUAAUUAACUUAGUCUGUUAACUAAGUAUGAAUGCCUAGUAUUUAUCUUUUGGAAAGGGGAUAUGCGCAUGGUUAAUUUCUAUGGACCCCUUUUUUGUUAAUGUCUUUGAAGCUUGUAAGGUUUGAUAUUCUAAUCUUGGUUUCCAUAAUUUGAGGAUUCUAAAUAUCUUUGUACAUCCAUGCUCCUCUGCUUACACAGUAUGAUGAGUUAUAUUUUUUUCUCACUGGUUUGAAAU
Ilex paraguariensis (yerba mate) is the source of this 1632-nucleotide messenger RNA. The record is from the annotation of a GenBank genome assembly. Lineage: Eukaryota; Viridiplantae; Streptophyta; Magnoliopsida; Aquifoliales; Aquifoliaceae.